This is a messenger RNA of Onychostoma macrolepis, 5978 nucleotides long. RefSeq lists its product as uncharacterized. The transcript has 2 exons. Lineage: Eukaryota; Metazoa; Chordata; Actinopteri; Cypriniformes; Cyprinidae. The record is from RefSeq and is a predicted model, not a curated record. Bases 2688 to 4559 code for a protein of 623 amino acids. Gene Ontology annotation, molecular function: catalytic activity.
UAAGUAACUAACUAAUUUAACAUCUUAAACUCAGUGACAAGUGAACUUAAUUAUUCUCUCUUCUCAUGCUCUCCCAUCUAAAUACGUAACGUUAGCUAAGCCCGUCUGAAUAGAUUUGAUUAACCAACAGUGUAGCUAGCUGCCAGAGCCCCCAAUAGAGAAUGCGAAUGUGACGUAACGCUCGCUUGUGAAUUAGCAGAACUUGAACAGGGGACUUUCUAAACUGCUUAAAGUGGCUUAAUGUACCAAGACAGUGAUGAAGACAAAAUUGUAAAGCAUAUACUAUAUGCAGAUACGCAUAUAAGCUCAAAAUGUGAACGCAACGCGUUUAUUUACAUUAAGCAUUUUCCUCUCAUAAGAACAAAUGCACCGAGACAGUGAUAGUAAAAGAAAACAUUCUGUACACACCUUACCAAUAAAUCAUAAGAUGUGCAGAAAAACAGAUGAGCCCCAAUAAUAUCUUAAUCCAUAAGCGCUUUCUACAUUAUGGUUUUCUGAGGGAAACGCUUAAUGUUUAAACAUGUCGCGUUAAUAUUCUGGCUCACCUGCAUAUCUUUUUGCAUCACUGUCUUAGUACAUUAAACCAGCAUUUAAAAAUGCUACAAAACUGUUCACAAGCUCCUAGGGAUUUGAUUUUGCUUGUCAUUUGUUGAAAUAAAUAUAAAAAGUACAGUGAGUUUGUGACUGUUCGCUGAAUGUGAUCCACAAUCUCUGAUUCUCCUCCGUGGCGUGGAAAAAUGAUUUAUAAUGGCAACAAUUAUACUUUAUCAUUAAAAAAAAACCCGUUUCCAACAAAGAAAUGGAUCGACUUCUGUCAGCUUGUUGAACAAACACUUUAUUUGGAUAAUUUAAUAUGAUGGCUGAAGCAGGUGACACUGUUUUCACGGUAACUAAUCAGAUCAACAUUGUAAAUGAAAUUCUACAAAACCUAAGAAAAAAAAAUCUAAUUAUCAUGCAAUGCGACAAAUUAGCUUCUCUUCCCUGCAAAGGAUACAAUGGAGAAUGAAUAUUGUUUAACUUAAAGGCAAAAACAAAACAAAAGAUAAGCAGUUAUCAGUAUAGCGAAUGAGAAGUAACCAUGGGAACGGACAGUGUAUCCUGCUAAUAUGGCGGCGCCUUCCCGAAAUGCAACGCGGAGUGAAAAGACUGUGACGUAAUCCUCAUUCUCUAUAGUAGUAGUAAUAGUAAUGUGUGUGCGUGCGUGCAUCAAUUAAAGCAUAUAUAUAUCUUGAAAUCUUGUUUUGCUAUUGCUGACAUUUCUGAGCGGUUUCCCCAGUGUGUUUUCCUGUUGACUACCUGGACUGUUUAUUCUCAUCUGACCGUUUGCUGCCUGCCUUAUUGACCCUGCCUGCCUUUUGACUCUGUUUAUGAAUUUGCCUUGCCUACAUUGCUCUUGAUAUUGUUUGAACUUUGCCUGUCUGACCUCUUCUUUGUAUUAAUAAAAGCUGCACAUGGAUCUGAAAAACGCGUGGGUUGGCUGCAUCUGUGUUUAAACGAUCUCGUCUGAAACCUGAGUUAUAUAACACUGUUGAUGGCAAAGUUAUUGUUGAGGAUGAAUUCCUACAUUUUCUUGCUGUUAAAAUUAAGACUCUUAGUCAGGACAAAAUUGUCCUGUUGGCUGCAAAGACGUUUGAUUCUUAUUGGAUUGAGGCCUCAAAGAAGGUACUGUUUGAAUUAUGUCCUACAACACAACGGAAUGUUUCUCACAAAGGGCCACAGAAAGACGUUAAUAACAUAAAAAGCUGUCUUAAAGUGAUGAACGAAUGCGGUGAAGAUAUUCCCUGAUUUGUUUCAUAUUAUCUGGAUGAGUUGCCGCCAGUGUCCUUUGAUAGCAUUGAUGUCUCAAGUUUGCUUGGAAGAAUGGAGCAGCUGAGUGCUUUGUACUAUGAAACACGCACUACAACUUCAUGCUAAUGUUGGUGAAGAUCUACGAGCCAUUACAGUGGAUAUUAAUCGAAGAGUGUGUGCUCUGGAGCAAUCGACAGAUCCGACACAAGGCGGUGGCUCGGAGGUGUCGGCAGCAAUGGUCAGAGCUACACGGACCGAGGGUACGGCACUCAGGGCCACAUCGGCGGAAACUUUGGAGACGGGAGUUGGCGAAGGAGCCGCGGUGGCAAGGUCCUUAUCUUUGAAUGCUCAGAGAGUGGAAAGUACUGUGACAAUGGAGGGAGCUACAGGAUUAACAUCUUCCUCAGAUUCUCCGAAGUGGAGUCGUGUGGUGAAAAAGGGCCGUCGACAAGGUUUUGAGAAUGCUGCUGUAACUAAAUCAAGAUCGCUUCCUGUCAUUCUCAGGCAGAAAAAGAAGUCAGGUAAUGUCAUGUCUGUUGUUGGUACUGGAGCUGUGGGCAACAUCAGAAUGGUCAAGACCAAACUGGUGAGUGUUUUUGCCUCCAAGUUUACACCUGACUUGGAUGCCUUGACUCUGGCUGAGUAUUUGCAAGAAAAACUUGGUUGCGAUGUUGCUUGUCAGAAGAUUGAAACUGUUCAAAGCAGAUACAGUUUAUUUAAAGUAUCUGCUGAAUGUAAUGAAGUCAGUGAAAUGUAUGACCCGCAGAUCUGGCCCGAAGGGGCUUUUGUUAGAUGCUAUUAUGAGCCGUGUAGGGUGGGAGUCAUCGGGUCUAAUUCUGCACCAGUCGCUGGGGAAAGUGUGCACCCUGGGGUAGAAUAACUAAGUAUUGGUGCCCCCCAUGGACAUUCGAGUUGUGUCAUAUAACUGUCGUGGUCUGCGCGUGGGCCAGAGUGAUGGGGAUAAAGCUCGCCGUAUGGUUGUGGACAGUCUUUUGGAGAAUUGUGACAUUUUAUGCUUGCAAGAGACAUUUUUAACAAUGCAAGAUUUGGAUAAAUUGAAUUUUCUUAAUGAUAACUUUAAUGGUGCUGGUGAAUCAACAACAGAUCUUGGUAUGGAUUUAAUUAAAGGUAGGAUAUCUGGGGGUGUAGCCAUACCGUGGAAAAAAAAGUUAGACUCGCUGGUUAAGGUGGUUAGACUGGAUCUUAAUUGGUGUAUUGCAAUACAGAUUACUUAUCAAGAUAAGAAAUGUAUUAUUCUAAAUGUGUAUACACCUUACGAAUGCCAUCAUAAUGAAGAUGAGUACUUAAAUAGACUAGCUUUUAUCAGUUCUUUUAUUGAAAGUUCUACUAUUUCCAGUGUGUAUGUCAUUGGGGACAUGAAUGCGGACAUUUCAGACAGUAAGUCAUUAUUUUCUGUUCAUAUUGUUCAGUUUUGCCAGGAUAAUAAUCUCAUUUUGUCAAGUGAAGUGUGUUUAUCUGUAGAUAGCUAUACUUAUGUUAGUGAGGCUUGGAAUACUACAUCAUGGUUGGACCAUUGUAUUAGUACAGCAGAUGCACAUGCCUCGUUGAGGGAUAUGAGUAUCUUAUAUGAUACAGUAACAACUGAUCAUAUACCUGUGUCUAUGGUGAUAAAUGUUGAUUAUUUCAUAGCGAUGUCUAAUAAUGAAAGUAAUAUCAAUGAAGUAAAAAUGGAUUGGUCAGCACUUACAAAGGAGGACUUUUUAGCCUAUUAUGUAAGUACAGAUAAAUGCCUGAGUAAUAUUCGUUUACCUAGGGAUGCAAUGAUGUGUAGUGAUGUUAACUGUAAAGAUGUAAAUCAUCAAAGGGAUAUCUGUUCAAUGUAUAAUGAUAUAGUUAAUGCCUUGCAUGGUUGUAGUAAGCCAUUUAUUAAAUCAAAGGGUAUAAUGAAUAAGACUAAGCCUGGAUGGAGUAAAUAUGUAGCUGAAUCCCAGGAAGCUCAUAAGUUAUGGGUUAUGGCAGGUAGACCUAGGCAAGGGCCUGAGCUUGAAUAUAAGAAAUCUAAAAAUUUAAGAUAUAAGUAUGCCAUUCGUUUUAUCUGUAAUAUUGAGCAAACCUUAAGGGCUGAUUCUAUGGCUAUGAAGCUGCAUAAUAUUACUGAUUUUUGGAAAGAAGUUAGAACUUUUAAUAGUUGCAGAGUAUCGCUUCCUUGUACUUUAGAUGGAGUUUCUGAGGCAGAGAAUAUUGCGGAAUUAUGGAGACAACAUUAUUGUAGUCUUUUUAAUUGCAUUCAAAAUGAAUUGUAUAAUGUGGACAAUAUUCAAGUUAAUGAUCCGAUAGUGAUGGAUCAAGUUAUAAGUAAAUUAUCUCAAAAUAAAGCUAGUGGACUAGAUAAUAUUUCUGCUGAACAUCUUAAGUAUGGAAGUAAGAGGAUAGCCCCUCUAUUAGCUGUUUGUUUUACUGGCUUUUUGAUUCAUAGUGUCUUACCAGAUUCAAUGUUGUCUGUUCUUUUAGUACCAGUUAUUAAGAACAAAGCUGGAAUGGUAGGUAACCUAGACAAUUAUAGACCUAUACCCUUGGCUUGUAUCCUGUCUAAAGUGCUGGAAAACAUCUUGUUGGAUAGGUUAAAUGUGUUUAUUAAUUCUACAGACAACCAGUUUGGAUUUAAGGCUAAACAUGGUACUGAUCUCUGCAUUUAUGCAUUAAAGGAAAUAGUAAACAAGUAUAGAGAUAAAAAUUCAUCAGUUUUUAUGUGUUUCAUUGAUGCAUCUAAAGCUUUUGAUCGGGUUAACCAUGCCAAAUUAUUUUUUUAAAUGAGACAAAGAGGGGUGCCAGAAUACAUUGUGAGAAUCCUGGCUUAUUGGUAUGGCCACCAGAUGAUGCGAGUAAAAUGGGGCAAUAAGGUCUCUGCCCAUUUUGGGGUUUGUAAUGGUGUGAGACAAGGAGGGAUUUUGUCCCCAAUUCUGUUUAAUCUUUACAUGGAUGAGCUUUCUGAAUGUUUGAGUGUCUGUAAAACUGGUUGUAUGAUUGGGAAUAUGUUAGUGAAUCAUAUUAUGUAUGCAGAUGAUCUUGUGGUGUUUAGUCCUAGCAGUGCUGGUCUUCAACAGCUUUUAACUAUGUGUUCUGUUUACAGUCUUGAACAUGAUAUUUUAUAUAAUCCAGCUAAGAGUGUGGUUAUGAUUUGUAGAACUAAUGAGGAUAAAAGUAUCAAUUUUCCAGUUUUUAAGUUGUCUAACAAGAGUCUCACUGUGUGUGAGAAAGUAAAAUACCUUGGACAUUUUAUCACUGAAUGUAUGACAGAUGAUGAGGAUAUUGAAAGACGACGCCGUUUGAUAUACAGUAUAUGCAGGCAAAUAUACUUUUACGUAAAUUUAGUUUUUGUUCAGAUGAGGUGAAGGUGUCACUUUUUAAAGCAUACUGUACAACACUUUAUACUGCUCAUUUGUGGUGUAACUACAGAGCAUCUAGUCUACAGAAGUUGCAAGUAGCUUAUAAUGAUGCAAUGAGAAUCUUACUACGGAGGCCUAGAUGGCAUAGUGCAAGUGAAAUGUUUGUGAGUGUAAGAGUGAUCACUUUUAAAGCACUGUUACGAAAUCUUAUGUAUAGAUUUAUCUGCAGGCUUAAUGCUCCAAAAAUGAGAUUAUUUUGGGUUUAUCAAGUAUAGGGGUUAGUACUACACGGUAUCAGUCAAAGUUGUAAUGGGUAAUGCUUUAUUUACUAUGCAGUGACCUUGACUUUGGAGCUCCUGCCGGUUGUUUCACCUUCCACACUGGACCUUGCUGGUGAGAGAGAACUUGAAGAAGCCCCCCUGGAGCUUGAGAUGAAUUUAUCCCAGAUCCUGUUAGAUGGCAACCCUCCUCUGUGCCAAAAUCCCAAGCCAAAAAGGUUCUGUGGAGGAGAUGAUUGACAUACAGGCCCAGCUGCUGAAAGAAGUAGCUGCACUCCGAAAAGUUCAGGAGGAGUUGCUUCAGGUGGAGAGAGAGAGGCUUGAAAUAGAGAGACACACACUAGAAAUAAAGAAACGUAAACUGCAGUAAUUCAACAAAUAUUUAUUUAUUAUAUACGAAUAUUAUGUAUUAUAUACAUUACAUACAAAUAUUUAUUCUGCAGAAUUGUAGUUCAAGAAAUGUAUCUUAUAAUAUUAUAAUAUAAAUAUAUCUUUUAUGACAGAAUUGUAAUAAAUAAUUUGACUGUAUUGUAAUAAUUUACUUAUAAUAAAAUAUAUUUUAUAU